Molecule: messenger RNA, 1309 nt
Organism: Cercocebus atys (sooty mangabey)
Lineage: Eukaryota; Metazoa; Chordata; Mammalia; Primates; Cercopithecidae
Gene: GEMIN7
Product: gem (nuclear organelle) associated protein 7
Exons: 4
Coding region: 506-901 (131 amino acids)
Biological process (GO): spliceosomal snRNP assembly
Cellular component (GO): SMN-Sm protein complex
Molecular function (GO): RNA binding
Source: RefSeq, a predicted model, not a curated record
ACAGAGUGGUGGGGGGUCGCCGGCAGGUUCCCUCUCCCCGGCCCCAGCUCUGGACGCCUACCCCAGUGCAACGCCCGCAGUAACGGAAAGAGGCAGGACCGCGCCUGCAGCGCCGGCUGGAGGGACGUUCUGGUCCCCAGACGCUAGUGUCAGGGACUGUUUGGCGAUCGCCGGCUGCGGGAAUGCCCCACGCGGGUGGGGUGAGGAGAAGGGAGAAGGCGGAAAACUCCUCCUCCGGAAAAUAAUAAAUGGCCACGAUAACAGCAGCAUCGGUGGCAGUCAUCCCGCUUUACCUGGAGCGGAAUCGCUCGGUCUGAGCCAGGAGGUCUGGUGGCUUCUCAGUUGACAACUCAGCUGGUUCCCCACCCUGGCAAUUGUGAAGAGUUGGCCAAAUGUUUGUCCACUGAGCUGAUCUCUUCUCUGGAGCACCAAGGCUACCAGGAGAGAGGGAUUUAACAGAAUUCUUUGGCCACUCUAAUCCUCAUCUAAUUCAUUUACCAAGACAAUGCAAACUCCAGUGACCAUUCCUGUACCUGUGCUCCGGCUGCCCCGGGGCCCUGAUGGCUUCAGCCGUGGCUUUGCCCCUGAUGGACGCAGAGCCCCCCUGAGGCCAGAGGUUCCUGAAAUCCAGGAGUGUCCCAUAGCUCAAGAAUCCCUGGAAUUCCAGGAGCAGCGGGCCCGAGCCGCCCUUCGGGAGCGUUACCUCCGCAGCCUGCUGGCCAUGGUGGGUCGUCAGGUGAGCUUCACGUUGCACGAGGGUGUGCGUGUGGCCGCCCACUUCGGAGCCACCGACCUGGAUGUGGCCAACUUCUACGUGUCACAGCUGCAGACUCCCAUAGGUGUGCAAGCAGAGGCGCUGCUCCGAUGUAGUGACAUUAUUUCAUACACCUUCAAGCCAUAGAGACAUUGUGUUCACUUUUCUGCUUGAGGCUGAGCCACUGUAUCCCAGGCCUCCCAAUGUUCCUGAGCCAGGAACUCUGGGCCCCACGGAGUUAUGAGCUCCCUUGGAAUUUUCAGCCAAGCUUUAAGCAAGUCUGGACUCCUGAGACCUCCUGGGUCUAGUCAGUAAAAUUCUGCAACUCUAGGAAUUCUAAGAUCCCACUGGAAGGAAUGCUCUACCUCACAGAACUCUGAACCCUACAGAAAGAUGGGCCUGCUGCCAUUUCUUGAAGACCAGGGCAUCGGGGUGGGGUGAUAAAGGAGACAACCUGCACAGCGGGGCGUUAUUAAAGAGGCUGCAAAGUUCAGCCACCCUGAAGAUACCCCCCGGGGCUCCUCUCCUGCUAAAGAACCAGUUACCCCAGGAAAA